AUGGCUCGAGAGCAUAAUUUAUCUAUUGACAUAAAUGCCGCAUCCCAAAGUCAAAUAAUAACCAAACUUGAAGAAGAUAGUGAUGUUAGUAGUUUAUUAUCUCCAAUUACCGAUGAAGAUAUCGAACCUGGUCUAGUUUAUGCGUUACGUACUUUUACAGAAACAGUAGAAGGUCGAGCCAAAGUUGAAAAAGGUGAUUCACUAAUUUUAUUAGAUGAUUCGAAUAAUUAUUGGUGGCUAGUUAAAAUCUUGAAAAAUGGAGACGUUGGCUAUAUGCCUGCUGAAGAUAUUGAGAUGCCAUUUGAAAAAUUAGCAAGAAUAAACAAGCACAAAAAUGUCAACUUGACAAUACCGAAAAAUAAUAUUGAUGAUAAUCUAUCUAUAAAACAAACAAAAAUAAAAAGUAAAGUCGUUAUUUUUACAUCUCCUGAGUACUUUGUUUGCGGAGAUGAUAAUGAAGAUGUACAAGUAAUUGAAGAACAAGAACAACAAACACAACAAGAGGAAGUAACGAAUCAGGAAGAUAACAACGAAACUCAAAUAGUAGUAGCUGAGGCUAAAGAAUUAAAUAUACAACAUACCGCAAGUGCUACACCAACGUAUCAAAAAGUUGAAUUAACACCCAUGAAAACCUUAAUAUUAACACAGACCAAUGAAAACGAUCAACAAAACAUUGAGACUGAUAUCUCAAAUGUCCCAUCUGAUCAACAAAAUGAUGAGUCUGUAAGUUAUAAAAUAAAAUUGAGAAAACAAACUGGAAUAUUUAAUUAUGAUAUGAAAAAGGAUAAUCCAAUAGAUUUGCCUAGUUCUGCUUCAAAAACUUUAGAUAUUUCAAAUUCACCUCAUGAAAUCAAUGAAAUGUCACUAAUGUCACAUUUGGUUAAAACUAAAUUUUUUGGUAGUAGUUCUGGAAAAACUAGCCCAAUAUCCGAUGAACAUAAUAAGAAUACAAUAGUUGAAACAUCUGAUGAGAAAAUUCAUAAUAGAGGAAAGAAAGAAAAAGAAAAAAAGGAUGGAAUAUUUAAGAAUUUCUUUAAAAGAAAAAAGAAGAAAGAUGAUAUUCCAUUUAAUUCUAUUAAACCGUUAAAUAAUUCUUAUGAUCAACUUCAAAUGGGUUCUUCAAAACAACCAUUUCAACGAUCACCGAGUCUAAAGCGAUCACAACAACGUACUAUUAAUCAAACAAAUUUAAAUCCUACAUAUAGCGUUCUUCGUAUUUAUCCAGGUCAAAAUAUACAAACCGAGUUUAAAUAUAAAACUGGUUUAUUAAGUCCAAAAACAACUACUAUAGCACUUAUUAAACAAGCGAUUCAUCGGUUUAAAUUAGAUGAUGAUUAUUGGGAUAACUAUUAUAUUUCUAUAAAAGAAAUAAAUAGAAAAGAAAGACAUUUAAUGCCACAUGAUCACCCUCUUGAAAUUUUUAAUUCGAUAGCUUCUUAUUAUUCAACUCCAUUACCAUCUGUUCAAAGAACUUCGAUAUUAUCAAUUUCAUCAGAUCUUUCUAAUAUAUCAAACCAUGAAGCAAUUAAUAAACUACAAAUACAAGAUAGCCAAAAUACUGUUUUUCUAUAUUUGAAUGGAAAAUCAAAACCGCUUAAGGAACAAAUUACUGAUAUCCAUAAUACUUUCCCAUCAACGGAUUUAUCAACUAAACCAAAGAACAUUGUUAUCAAAAAUACUUUCCCGUUAACUGAAUUACCAACUAAACCAUCGUUUAAGGAAAAUAAUUGGGUAUUAUCAAAUGACUUUGGAUUACAAAAUCUUUUAGCCUAUGUUAGAUCUGACUUAAACAUCGAAAGGAGAAGAAGCGGAUGGCAUCUCCAGGAUCCUGAAGAAAUUCUUGAUCAAGUUAAAUCUACGGAAAUUAGAGAUGAUAUUAGGUCUAUAUUUGAAAACGUGAAUAAUGAGCUUGAUAAAUUGGAAUUGGAACUUAAUCAAAUAAUGGUUGACGUUGUAAGAGUUUUUUAA
Molecule: messenger RNA, 1968 nt
Organism: Cetraspora pellucida
Lineage: Eukaryota; Fungi; Glomeromycota; Glomeromycetes; Diversisporales; Gigasporaceae
Source: the annotation of a GenBank genome assembly